Impatiens glandulifera is the source of this 1525-nucleotide messenger RNA. Its product is annotated as serine/threonine-protein phosphatase PP2A-2 catalytic subunit-like. Gene Ontology annotation, biological process: mitotic cell cycle; peptidyl-serine dephosphorylation. Bases 325 to 1245 code for a protein of 306 amino acids. The record is from RefSeq and is a predicted model, not a curated record. Gene Ontology annotation, cellular component: cytoplasm. NCBI's taxonomy places the organism in Eukaryota, Viridiplantae, Streptophyta, Magnoliopsida, Ericales, Balsaminaceae. Gene Ontology annotation, molecular function: protein serine/threonine phosphatase activity. The transcript has 6 exons.
GUCUUGUGUUCUUCCACAAUCCAAUCCAAUUAGAUGUCUUCCUAUUUCCCUCUUUCUUUUCAGAGGAACGGAAAAGGAGAAUGGAGACGAAACCCAUAGCUGCUGCCCAAAGAUUAUCUUGAAAAGAAGAAAGAAGAAGAAGAAGAAUGCCCCCAAUUACUCUCCACGAAGAAGAACCCUAAUUACUUCAAAUGCUGCAUCUUUUCGAUUUAUAACUCUAUUCCUGUCGUGGUAUCAUUUGGAGGACGCUUCCCGGCCACUGAUUGAUUGAUUGUUUCAUUGGAGCUUUAGAUUAUUAGAGAGAGAAAGAAAAGAGGGUGAAAAAUGCCGUCGCACCCGGAUCUAGAUCGGCAGAUCGAGCAGUUGAUGGAUUGCAAGCCUUUAUCAGAGUCGGAUGUUAAGACUCUUUGCGACCAGGCUAGGGCUAUUCUGGUUGAGGAAUGGAAUGUACAGCCGGUCAAAUGUCCGGUUACAGUAUGUGGCGAUAUUCAUGGACAGUUCUAUGAUCUAGUUGAGCUCUUUCGUAUAGGUGGAAAAUGUCCCGACACCAAUUACCUCUUCAUGGGUGAUUAUGUUGAUCGUGGAUACUACUCCGUGGAGACUGUCACACUUCUGGUGGCUCUCAAGGUAAGGUACAGAGACAGAAUUACAAUCCUCAGGGGAAAUCAUGAGAGCAGACAGAUAACUCAAGUGUAUGGGUUUUACGAUGAAUGCUUGAGGAAAUAUGGAAAUGCAAAUGUCUGGAAGCACUUCACAGAUCUUUUUGAUUAUCUACCUCUCACAGCACUGAUUGAGAGUCAGGUUUUCUGUUUGCACGGAGGGCUAUCCCCAUCUUUGGAUACUCUGGAUAAUAUCAGGGCAUUGGACCGUAUACAAGAGGUACCACAUGAAGGACCAAUGUGUGACCUGUUGUGGUCAGACCCUGAUGAUCGAUGUGGGUGGGGAAUAUCUCCACGUGGGGCAGGAUAUACCUUCGGGCAAGAUAUAGCUGGUCAGUUCAAUCACACAAAUGGUCUGACCUUGAUUUCCAGAGCCCACCAACUUGUCAUGGAAGGUUAUAACUGGUGUCAGGAGAAGAAUGUGGUGACAGUAUUUAGUGCUCCAAAUUACUGUUACCGUUGUGGGAACAUGGCUGCGAUACUGGAAAUCGGGGAGAACAUGGAGCAGAACUUCCUUCAAUUUGAUCCUGCUCCUAGGCAAAUUGAACCUGAUGCCACACGCAAGACGCCUGAUUAUUUUUUGUGAUUCAUCGAUCCUUCCUCUUCUUCGUGUUCCUUCUUCAUACACAACAUCAGAUUAUUGAUUUUUUGUCACUUUGAGGUUUUUUGCCCUGCUGCUGCUGGUCAAGCUCCCAGAAGAGUCGACGAACUAUUUAUUGAAAGAGGUACACAGAUCUUUGUUUUUUUCUUGAGAAUUGCCUUUGUACAUUUUAAUGGACAACAACCUGACAAAGACAAUUCUAGUGAUUUUGUAAUUUAACCCAUUUGAGGUCGAUAUCAAAAUUACACGACCAUUUCUUGUCCCC